Messenger RNA from Labeo rohita (rohu), 1902 nucleotides. Its product is annotated as leucine-rich alpha-2-glycoprotein. Gene Ontology annotation, molecular function: protein binding. The transcript has 2 exons. The record is from RefSeq and is a predicted model, not a curated record. The coding region runs from base 78 to 1118 and encodes 346 amino acids. Lineage: Eukaryota; Metazoa; Chordata; Actinopteri; Cypriniformes; Cyprinidae.
CCAAUGUAAUAUGUGAUUCAGGUUAUAAAAGCAGAUUCAGCUCAAGCCUGAGACAUUGAGGUCUCAAGAUCCUCCUUAUGUUUGUAUUUCUGUUUCUGUUUCUGUUGUGUCUCUUCAUAAAUAUGUACAGCUAUUAUUUUCUAACACUUGCAGUGCUACACAGCUGCUUUGUUUGUGCGCAGAGUGUUUCGCACCCAGGAAAAUGCAAACUUGUCUUCAGUUCCGAUGAGGUCAGAGUCAUUUGUGACUCUGUUACCUUCAAACAGUUACCCAGCAAGGACUUCCCGGAUAACACUACAGACCUCACUGUCAAUUUAAGCAAUUUAAGCUCCAUUACAUCUGAUGACCUGAAGAUCUUGUCCCAUCUGAGUCGGCUCAGUCUAACCAGAAACCAGCUGCGGACAUUACCUGCGGACCUGCUUUUGGGCCUGUCUAAUCUUCAAGUGCUUGACCUUACAGGAAACAAACUGACAUCUUUACCAUCGCGAGUGUUUCACCAUUCUCCUCUUGUGGAGCUCACACUCUCGGAUAACCUGCUCUCCGAGAUAGAUCCUGACUGUCUGCCUGUAAACAGCUCUGUACUGAGGUUAGAUUUGUCAUCUAACAAAUUCACCCAGCUGCCUGUGGCCUUCCUGGAAAGACUCAACAAUCUAGAGAGCUUAGAUUUCAAAAAUAACCAGCUGGAGGAACUGACUCCUGGAGCUCUGAACUCCCUUCCCAAACUCGAGGCUCUGUAUCUGGAAAACAACAGACUGAAGUUUUUAGAUCCAUCAGCAUUCAUUGGCAACCCAAACCUUCGCCAGAUGUUCUUGAGCGGCAACCGUUUGGAGAGCCUGCCUGCUGGACUUUUCUUUAAGCAGGAGGAACUUGUUUUCCUUGACCUCAGAAGCAACUACCUGCAAAACCUGACUCCGGGUAUAUUGGAUGGACGUUCGUUUGCUGUGCUGUCUGGUAAUCCAUGGCACUGCAAUGCUAGCUUGACAUAUCUGUGGAACUGGCUGCGUAUGAAUGAAAAAAAUUUUUUUCAUGAUGACAAAAUCACUUGUCAAACACCUGAACACUUGAAGGGUAGAAACAUCACUGAAAUUGCUGCCACAGAGCUAGGGAUCAAGGGCUAGGAAAAUCAUUUAAUACAAUAAAACAGUCACAGAUGUUUCUGAAAUCUUCUAAAUACUUUACAAACUGUGAAAUAUUGAAAUAAUUCAAUAUUUAUCCAACAGUAGGCUACUUUUGGGGGAUGAGAGAUAUAUCAGAUAUAUAUCUUUGAUAAUGAAAUUUAUAUUUUAUUUUAUACAUUUUUUAAUUCAUACAUUAUUUCAUGAUUGUACUUUAUUUUUUGAACUUGAAAAUCUUCUCUAUUUACAAAUAUUAUUGGAAAAAUUUCCAGUUAACUAUUCUAAGUAUCCACCUUAUUUUUGUCAUAAGAGCAGGUCUCAUCCGUUUCCAACUAUUUUCAGCUGUACAAAACUUGUUUUGCUGGUUGGUAUUGCAAAUUGAUGUGUCUUACCAUGUUAUUUUAAUGUAUUAUCUUUAUUAUGAUCACACUGGUUUGUAGUUCAAACAGUUUUACCAUUUAUUGCACGUUGUUAUUCUCCUCCUUGUUUCCCUAAUAAACUGGAAGUCACGUCCACAGUCUUACUUAGGUGAUUGAAGAAUGAGGUGGAUAAUUUGUGUCUUUAAAGCCCUGGUUUGGUACUGUUUUUAAAGAAAGAAAACCUGAUGUUGAUCAGCAGAGGGCACUAAACUCUAAUCAAAGUAAUUGGAGGUACAUACUGUGUGUCCUGAGAGAAAUGUGGUUUCAGAAAAAGUAAUUUUUUUUUUUUUUUUGUAUGUAUACAUCUGUUUUUUAUAACUGUUCUGUCUGUUAUUGCUUUUAUUAAUACACUACAGUCUGUAAUUUCA